Prorocentrum cordatum is the source of this 3396-nucleotide messenger RNA. The record is from the annotation of a GenBank genome assembly. NCBI's taxonomy places the organism in Eukaryota, Dinophyceae, Prorocentrales, Prorocentraceae.
GCGGACCACGAGCGGGUUGUCACGCGGGCGUCGCUCGCGCUGCCCUCGCUGAUCGCCACCUUCACGGAUGAUGGCGACCACUAUGCCGAGGGCCUGAGCCAGCAGAACGGCGACAUAGCCGAGGCGAGGUGGAUCGCACUGCCUGGAGACACCCCCCCAGGGGAGAACGCGGGAAGGAUCCGCAGGUUCCAGUGCCCGCCUAACGAGGCCACGAUGGAGCAGCUGGAGCGGGGAAUCACGAUAUUCGGUGACUGCGCGGUGGUCGCACUGCCCGCGGGGACCGUCUCGGGCCGCCUCGUGGCUCGGCGGGGCCUGGAGAGCUACGCCGUGGACGACGCGGGGGGCGUGCACUUCAAGUUGAACAACGAGGGCGCGCGGAAGAAACCCUUCGCCGACGCCGUCGAUCAGCAGGUCAGCGACGAGCCCGAAGGCGGCGCGCUGGCGCAGGGCCCGCGCGCGGCGCUCCCCCUGGUUCGCUCCUGGCGCGACUCGGGGCUCACGGCUGUCACUCACCACGAGAGUUGGGUCCGAGCAGCGAGGGUCCCCGGCGGGGGCCGCUCGGUCCAUGAGCACGAGAUGAUCGUUCGGGUCUUGGAGGCGAUGUUGACCGUGGACCAGGUGAACAUAGGGGCUUCUGAGCGCAUGCGCCGCAGGCUGGCGCGCCGCCGCCGUCUCCAGAUCCAGUGCAAUGAGGUGAUUGACGGCAUCAACUUGCCGCGCCCUCCGUUGCCGCGGCAUGGACUUGCCAACGCAGACCAGAGGGAGGCCCAUCGGGCCAUGUUUUCCCAGGUGAAGGCUGCCCCACAAGCCAGCACCGUGCACGCCCGCCGCGAGGCCUCUCGUGAGCUUCUGGCUACCAACCUCUACACAGGCGAGGAGGCUAAGAAUCCGGUCGCGCAGCAUGACAGAUCCCGAGUAGACCUUCCAAGAGCGGGAUCGCCAGCGCCACGGGUCGAGGCUGUGAUCGACCCAAUCGGGAGGGAGUAUCUGCGUCACUACGAGGCGCACAUGCUGCGCCCUGCUGAUGAGCUCGAGACCGAGCCCCCCAUCACCCCGUGCAUGGGCGAGUACCUGCGGAAGCACGAGGACGCCUACGUCUUGUUCGUGAGUGACCUUGUGGCCGCGGACAUGGUGUCCUUCACCUUCACCCCAAAGGACAUGGUGACGCCGUUCUUUGCAUCGAAAACGAAUGGCCGGCAGCGCCUGGCGCGGGGCGCCCGCAUCCCCAACGGGCGUUUCAAGCACGCGCCGCCGCAGUGCAUGGGCACCCCGGCGGCCUACGGGAGGAUCAGCCUGGGGUGCGACGUCGAGGACAACGGCAGUUUCACAGAGACGUUGUACUGCGCCCAGGCGGAUAUCCGCAACUACUUCUACGCGCUGGGGCUGAGGGAGGACCUCGGGCUUCUCUUCUCGAUCCCGCCGGUGCCGGAGGCUGUGUCGUCGCAGUGGGGGUGUAGGGCGGUGGACUCGCCUCUGGCGGAGCGCGGGGGUUGGGUCUGGCCCUUCCUGUCCGUGGUCCCGAUGGGGUGGAACUGGGCGUUCUGGCUGGGGCAGCACUGCAACGUCUUUCGAUGUCUGCAGGCCGCCUCGGUCGGUCCUGAGCGUCUGCUCACGGACCAUGUUCCACUCCCGCCACUGGAGGGGGGCCUGCCGCGUCUGCUUCCUCAUUGUGAUAACAUUAACGCGGCCGGGGCCGACCCGCAGCAGUGUGACCGCAUGUUGGAUGACAGAAUCUCUAGUUCGAGCUCUUUCGGCGUCGAGAUUCACGAGGUCGCAAGAGCCUCAGCCACUUUCUCCAGCCUGGGCCGCCUGGUUGACGGCGCACAGGGGAUGGUCUUCUCACGCCCAGAGCGCACGGAGAGCCCCACGGCGGUGGCCAGCGACGCUUGCCUCGGCGGGAUCUCCGCGGCCAACUUCAGGGGCGAGUGCUUCGCAGGGCUGGAUGUCUUCUGGGACGUCGGCGCGGUCUUGGGUUGCAAUGGCCCCAGCCACAAGGAGGACCCCUGGGGGCCCGAUCCAGACUUCGACGGGGCCCCGCACAGCGUGCUCAGCGCGGGGGCCUGGACCGAAGUGUUCGCGUUCCCGUCCCACGCAUCGGAAAGCGCAUUGGAGGGGAGGGCCAGUAACGCGGCCUCUAGGCACAUCCUGCGGCCCACGAGGGCCUUCAACAAGCGUCAUCUGAAGCUGGGUGACAAUCGGGGCACCGUCUUGGCUCUGUCUCGGGGCUGGUGCUCUGCUUUCGGUCUGCCCCCGCGCUGCCGCCGAGAGGCAGCGCAUUCCGUCGCAGACAAUGUUCGGUUCGAGAACCGCUGGAUCCCUUCGGAGUUCAAUCGCUCGGACAAGGAAGGGCUCACGGCGGUGGGGGCGCGGCCAUGGAGACCUCUGGCCUGCGCCGAGCGCCCGCGCGGAGAGCAGACUCAGAAGGCCCACGCGGAGUGCUCGGCAGAGCUCAGGCAGGUCGCCGCAACCAACGGCCUCUCCCUGAGGUCACCAGCGGCCGACGACCUGGCGCCGACGAGCUACGCCAACUUCGCUCGGGGCAAGGGGCUCGACAAGGGCGCGGCCCAGCGGGCGCGCGCGGCCUGCGUCGCGGAGUGCCACGGCUUUUCCCGACGCGGCGGGCUUCGCUUCGCCUGCCGCGGCCGUCGCGGGCGGGCGCUGCAGGGGCGGGAGAGGCUCGGCCCAGGUUUCACCCGUCCGCCGAGUCCAUGGGCGCUGGUUGCUCUGAGCACCGAGAUCCUGAUCACGAGGCUCAAGCAGCCCAUAGCGGCGCUGGCGGUGCUCACUAUGUUCCCGGCGCGCCGUCGCCCGGCCGAGGCGGAGGGGCUCCUGGAGCAGGACUCGGCGCCGCCAACGACGUCGUCGCCGCGCCUCGCCGCGGACCUGCGCCCCAGCGAGUGCGGCGAGGUGGGCAAGGUCAAGCUCUCCGACGAGUCGCCCCUGAUGAGCAUGAAGGCGGGGCUGCUCGAGCCGCCGCUCUUCGGACUCACGGCGCGCCUGCUCCUCGACGCCUGGAGCGACGCGCUCGGGGCCCUCGGCUUCCCCAACAGGUUCGCGCUCGUCAGGCGCUACGAGGCAUACGCCCUGGCGCAGCAGCACGAGGCCUCGCCUCCCGUCGCGCUGCUCAGGCGGGCCCGAGAGGUCCCAGGCAAGCUCGAGGGCCUGGCGUUGACGUGCCUAGGGAAGCGAGGGUGGCGCAAGCGGCCUGCAGGAGGCCUGCUCAUGCGCGGCCCCGCCAACCUCGCAGCAGCACUCGACCAGUGUGGGCUAGCCGGUGAAGGGUGGGACUACAUCGACGGGGCUGCGGCCGACCUCGAGAGCCGCGCCGUGAUCGAGGGCUUCCGCGAGCGCAUCCGCCAGAGAGCUGCGCGGUCUGCACUUCGGCCUAGAUUGUAA